UCACUCCAGCUGAUCGGCCCAGGAUUCCCCGGUGGCUCUGCCCGUCGUUGGCUUUGACGGCUUCAGUGUUUCAACGUCGAUUUAAACUGUUUUAAAUUUACGGAGUCAGUGGCCGCUCGUGUCGGCAAGUCGUGCCUCGUCUAGUGAAACUCUGGAGGAUAAUCUGGCCGGGGUAUCGACUUUGUACUUGUCAAAGCCAGGGGAUCUGAACGCAAAUACGAGGCCCUCACUCCAUCCCCGGAUUCACCUGCUACGCGUAAAGCUACACAUUGAAGACCAACAUGGGGGACACGGGGAGCGAGGGCAGCAAGCCUCCGAGUAACGUUAACGUUAUACCCCCGCGCUGCCCCUGUGGUUUCUGGGGGUCAAGCAAAACUAUGAAUCUCUGCUCAAAGUGUUUUGCAGACAUUCAGAAGAAACAGCCAGACGAUGAUUGUGCCCCAAAGGCCUCCUCAAGCUCCAGCAGUAGCCAAGCAGACAUCUUCUGUAAUGAAACAAACAGCAGCAUUAGUCAGUCACUGAUGUCGAUGCCUAACACAUCAGAAGACCCUUUGCCAGGGGAGACGGAAGCGCCAUCUCUACCUGCUCAGGACGAAGUAUCCAGCACAGACACGGUCUUCAGUUCACUCUCCACUCCCACAAAACGCUCCUUUGAGUCAGCCUCGGAGUCAGAAAGCGAUGUUUCGCCCGAGAAGCGAGCGAGAGUGGGUGACGUGCCAGAGGGUGAGGAGUCUUCAUCGUCAUCUUUGUCUGCAUCAUCAUCAUCAUCCUCGUCUCGCAGCGGCUCUAAACAGCGGAGCCGCAAACGAUGCCAUCGCUGCCAAACCAAACUGGAGCUGGUUCAGCAAGAGCUGGGUUCCUGUCGCUGUGGUUAUGUCUUCUGUAUGCUCCACCGGCUCCCAGAGCAACACGACUGUCUGUUCGACCACCUGGGCCGCGGUCGCCAGGAGGCCGUGCUAAAGAUGGUCAAGCUGGACCGCAAGGUGGGCCGCUCGUGCCAGCGCAUCGGAGAAGAGUGCUCCUGAGCGGCCGCUCCCUCAGCAGAAUCUCGGUGUUCAGACGGCGUCUUAGCACCAACAGGGAUUUGAUUUUACUUUUGUUUCCACUUUUGUUUUUUCAAGAUUUUUGCUCUUUUUUUUGGAUACAAACCUACAUCUUUUUCUUUUAAAUUAUGCCUCGCUUAGUUUUUAGAUCCCACUGUUACCCACAUCCCCAGUUUUUUUUCUGAUUUUGUUGGCUUGAUCAUAUCCCUGCUGCUAAGAUGCCUUUUGGAAAAUCCAAACCCAGGAAUGACAGAACAAUAAAGAGCAAAAGGAAAUACAAUUUCUUCACUUUUUUGCAAGUGUGUGCAGAGAAAGAACGGAUAAAAGGAUGAUGAGAAGAAUACAAUGCUUUAUACAAAUGUUUGUCCCAGAAGCCAGUGGAAGACUAUACUCUUUACCUCAAAAAAGAAAAAAAAAGAAUGACGAGGAGAGGGAGGAGAAAAGGAUGGUAACCCUUUGUGUACACUUCUGCUUUGGCGCUGUUUAUAGACUGUGCUCUUUACCUCAAAAUCAGACAGAGCUUCUUUGUACUCUGCGCCAGGCACUUUGUGAAGCAAACCGAGCAAGCCAGCCUCAGUUUAAGUCAGUGUCUUACCCCCUGGCCGUCCACUACCCCUAGUCCUUUAGAAACACCUGUUAAUCAUCUGCCUCAGGUUAUCAGGAUAUCAGAGCCCAAGCUCCACCCUCCCCUCACCAACUUGCAUCCUUCUCUUUUCCUCCACAGGGAACCUUUUUUUCCCCCUCAUUUUGUUUUAAGAUUCUGAAGGUGUUUCUGCUUUGUUGAGGAGGCCACAGUGGGCAGUGAACUGGGGUGAUACUGCAAGUCCAUCAGGACUCAAACACAUUAUGCUGGUGCGAGUUGAGCUGGUUGUCCUCGGAUCACACACAGAUUUGUCUUUGACGUUGGGAUGCGAUUGAUUGCUCGAGACUUAAUUUGUCGCAGAUUUUCUCUGUCUUCCUUUUUUCCAUCUCAGUCUUCAUCCCCUUAUUCCCCCCUCCCCCUCCCACGUGAGGACAAGCAACAAGUGGAUUACGUGUGCUGCUGGAUGUGUACAAACUUCAGGAAGACAACAUUUCCAGGGCACGGCGUACGUUAAUGCUUGGGUACAGCUCUAUUAUUUUACAGAUACACACCCUCACCUUUGUUUUAUGUGCUCAGCUGUUGUUCACGUUGAGCACAAGAUAAACAGUUGCUGUUCACUUUGAGUUUGGACUGAAGCUGAGGUAGCAGAGCGUCACUCAGAGGUUCCUGUUUAACAUGGGUGAUGGUUAUUAUAGUUCAGGUUUCUCAUAAUGUCUUCAUUUCAAUUAUCCACAUUUUAAAGGUAAUUUGAUACAAGACUGUGCUUUGAUUUUCUUUACUUUAAUGUCCCCUGUUUUCAUUUCCAGCUUGCAAGAUGAGCUUACAUGCAUUCUCCUCCUCCUGCCUCUUAGUUUCCUUUUCUCAUCUUUCCCCAUAUUGAUUGCUCUAUUUUUCCUUAUUUCACCCUCUCUGUCUCCCCCUCCCUCCCUCGUUGGUGCUGUAGAGGAGGGCACUUCCCUGUGCUGUGGGUGAGCAGAGUGCUGAAAGUUAAAAUCAGCAAAUAAUUACUUUUCACAACAUUUUCCUGGUGGACUAUGGAAAAAAUGAACAGCAAAUGAAUUAUGAAUGAAUAUUCUGUAUCUUAAAGAAAACCUUAUUUAACCUCUUUUUUGCUUUUCACUUACACCUUAGUGUAGAGCUGUUUUUUUUUUGGUUGUAAUGUGGUUAGUAAUGGGAAGAUGAACGUGGAAAAUUCUAUAUUUUUGUUUCCAUUGCUUUACUUUAUGCUUCCCCUUUCCAACUUUUUUCUUUAACUGAGAAAGAAUAAACUGGAUUCGAUAAAGUG
Molecule: messenger RNA, 2911 nt
Organism: Centropristis striata (black sea bass)
Lineage: Eukaryota; Metazoa; Chordata; Actinopteri; Perciformes; Serranidae
Product: AN1-type zinc finger protein 3-like
Exons: 6
Coding region: 282-1025 (247 amino acids)
Molecular function (GO): zinc ion binding; DNA binding
Source: RefSeq, a predicted model, not a curated record